Messenger RNA from Marchantia polymorpha subsp. ruderalis, 2627 nucleotides. The record is from the annotation of a GenBank genome assembly. NCBI's taxonomy places the organism in Eukaryota, Viridiplantae, Streptophyta, Marchantiopsida, Marchantiales, Marchantiaceae.
UUCUUCAUCCGCGACCACGACAACGACCGACAUGGUUGUCAGUGGGCCGCAGCGAAAUUCGCAGACGAGCUGAGCUGAGCUGCUGCGCAGCAGAUGAAGCACGAGAGAUUCGGUUGCUGGUUCUGAGUUGUUCGGGCCGUUCGAAUCAUGUUGGUCGGGAAUUUCUCAGCUGCCAUUGACACCUGAGAGCGAGAAUGCUGUCCAUGCCUCUGAAGUUCUCCUCGGUGGCUCAGUCCUCUGGUCCUUGCCGUUUGUUGAUUUCUUCCAGGAGGGUCGCUUCUUCGGUGGAAUUUUGGAGUCAGAUCCGCGUUCGGCCUGCCACGAUUGCCAUGGCUCAAUCUAUCCAGAGCCAAGUUGUGGGAGGGCUCGGGUUUAGCAAUUCGACCCUGGUUGGAACGUCGUUGUCUCGAUGCUUGAGGCCCAGUGCGGUGACUGUCUCGACUGGCCGUGUUUGCAUUGCGCAUCUUUCUUCUCAAGCCUCAUCCUCCACCGAAAGCGCAACUCCUACUCCCGCUCCUGCUUCAAUUAAGCCCGGAGACUGGAGUUUCAAAAAUGGCAAGGUUGUGCGAGAGGGAUCUAUCUUCCAGGAUUUUUUAGGGCAGGGCCCAUCCCCAGCUCUUGUGAACUCAGAGCCUACCUCAGUGCCAUAUCUUGCAGAAGACGCCGAGAAGGCGGUAAAGAAUGGUCGAAUGUACGUGGAGACGUACGGUUGUCAGAUGAACGUGAACGAUAUGGAAAUUGUGCUGGCCAUCAUGAAGGAUGCUGGUUACAAUGAAAUUGUGUAUGAGCCCGAGCAGGCAGAUAUCAUUUUUAUCAACACUUGUGCAAUUCGGGAAAAUGCCGAACACAAGGUUUGGCAGAGAUUGAAUGUGUUCCGGCACAUGAAAAGGCACUGGAAUCGGAAUGUGGUUAGUUCUCCCUCUCGGUCGAGGUACCCACCUAAAGUUGCCGUUCUUGGUUGCAUGGCUGAGAGGCUGAAAGUUAAGCUUCUCGAGUCCGAAAAGAUGGUAGACGUGGUCUGUGGGCCAGAUGCAUACCGCGACCUUCCUCGGCUUCUGUCGUUGGUCGAUGAAGGUCAAACAGGUAUCAAUACAAUGUUGUCACUCGAGGAGACUUAUGCAGAUGUUUCACCAGUGAGGUUGUCUUCGAGUCAGGUCUCUGCUUACGUUUCCAUCAUGCGUGGCUGCAACAAUAUGUGCUCUUUCUGCAUUGUCCCCUUCACCAGGGGAAGAGAAAGGUCACGGCCCGUGGAUUCGAUCGUUAGGGAGGUUGGGGAAUUAUGGGAGCAGGGAGUGAAAGAAGUAGUUCUUCUAGGGCAGAAUGUGAACAGCUACAACGAUAUUUCUGGGAAUGUUGUGGAAGGUUAUGAUGGAGCGUGGAUAGAACAAAAUGCCCGUGAAGCAGCUCAACAGACAUCAGCCAAUUUGCUGAGCCCCGGAUUCACGAGUAUUUCCAAUGUGAAGGAGGUUGGGUUGACCUUUGCACAUCUGCUAGACUGUCUAUCUACCAUUUAUCCCCAAAUGCGUUUUCGCUUCACAUCUCCCCACCCAAAGCAUUUUCCGGAGGAGCUACUCUACCUCAUGAAGGACCGCCCGAACAUAUGCAAGGCCAUUCAUCUGCCAGCUCAAAGUGGAAGCUCUGCUGUACUCGAAAGAAUGCGCAGAGGAUACACAAGGGAGGCGUAUUUGGAGUUGGUUGACAGGAUCCGCACUAUCUUACCAGAAGCGAGCAUCAGCAGUGACUUCAUAACUGGAUUUUGUGGGGAGACAGAAGAAGACCACCAAGACACUUUGAGUCUGGUAGAAACGGUGGGGUACGAUAUGGCCUACAUGUUUGCCUACAGCAUGAGGGAGAAGACUCACGCACAUCGGAAUUACGAAGAUGAUGUUCCAGAAGAUGUGAAGCAGCGCAGACUUGCUGAGCUUAUCACGACUUUCAGAGGAAGUACAGGACAAAAUUACAAGGACCAGCUGGGUACCACCCAACUGGUUCUCAUAGAAGCACCAAACAAGAGGAAUCCGCUAGAGGAGGUCAUUGGCCGUACUGACAGAGGCCAUAAGGUUGUCUUGCCCAAUAUCCCAGUGCCUGACGCACUUUCUCUAUCUCCUAGUCAGGUGUCUGAUGGCGCAAAUACGUCACAACACAACUCGUCGGACGUCGAUGAACAAUCGAAGGUCAAGUUAGAAGUAGGCGAUUACGUCGAAGUCCACAUUGUGUCGACGACUUUAGCAUCUUUGAGAGGUAACCCAAUAUGUAGAACCGAUUUAUGUACGUAUCACUCCAAAUCACGCUAGUGUCAGUAGUACCAUGUAAUUGUAAUACCGGACAAGACUCACCGAUUGCCAGCUUUAGUAUGUGCUGAUUACAUCAUACGCAGAUGGUUUACUGUACUCUGGGCAACAGGGAUACAGCUGUGCAAGGCCUUUCACCGGGCACAGACCUAGCAAUUGAGGUGAUUGGGACGUGCUAAAUCUGGUAACCAAACCCUUCAAGGCCAGGGUUUAACUUUAGAAUAUUGGGAACUUUGUUUUGUGCACACUAAGAAGAAUUUGGUGCCCUUGUGACGUGAGUUUGUCACAUGGAUGAAUGAGCCAACUUUCAUUUGAUCAUCUGUGAGCUGUUUUUCU